AUGGAAGAAGAGAUGAACUCCUUGCAUCUGAACCAAACUUGGGACUUGGUGAAGCUUCCAAGUGGAAAGAAAGUAUUAAAGAAUAGAUGGGUGUAUGUGAUAAAGCAUGAAGCCGAUGGAUCAAGAAGGUACAAGGCAAGACUAGUGGUGAAGGGCUAUGGUCAAAAGCAUGCUAUUGAUUUCAAUGAAAUAUUUGUUCUGGUGGUGAAGCAUGGUUCUUCAUUGGUGAUUAAUGGUUAUGUUGAUGUCAAUUAUGCCGGUUGUAAAAAGACAAGGAAAUCCAUUAUGGAUUAUAUUUUCACAUUUGGUGGUGGUCCGGAACGUAAUGAUUGCUGGGCACAUGAUGGCCAGAGAGAUGGAGAAUUUGAUGAAAUGCCCGAGAAGGAUGUUGUUUCGUGGAAUACCUUGAGCAAUAGGUAUGCCAGUGCUGACCAAGCUGAGCUUGCAAUACAGGUGUUUGAUGAAAUGCCGGAGAGGAAUUUGGUGUCAUGUUGGCCUUGCAUGCAAGGCCAUAAUGAAGAGUGUUUGGAACUGUUUGAUGGAAUGAUGUUGGUCAGAGAUGUAAAGCCGGAUGAGGCUGUAUCUGUUAACAUAUUGAUGGCGUGCACGAACCUUAGUGAUCUUGGCCGAGGAAGAUAG
Messenger RNA from Dioscorea cayenensis subsp. rotundata (Guinea yam), 639 nucleotides. Its product is annotated as pentatricopeptide repeat-containing protein At4g02750-like. NCBI's taxonomy places the organism in Eukaryota, Viridiplantae, Streptophyta, Magnoliopsida, Dioscoreales, Dioscoreaceae. The transcript is spliced from 3 exons. The record is from RefSeq and is a predicted model, not a curated record. Gene Ontology annotation, molecular function: protein binding. Bases 1 to 639 code for a protein of 212 amino acids.